AUGCUCAAGAUUGCGCAAAAGGAUCUUGAGGAUAAGAAAAAAUACCGGAGAAAAGUUCAGAAACGAGCUCUACUUCUUGCGAAUUAUGUGAUGAAAGAAGAUAACAAUGAUUUAGAAAAUGACCAGCAAUCUGAAGUCAAGUCUGAGGCCGAGGACAGGAAAUGUAAAGUUUGCUUCGAAAAAUACGAUGACGAUCACCCUGAAGCUGCGAUUUUCCCAUGUGGCCACAAAUCCUGCUAUAACUGCUUGACGUCUCUUACUCAGAAAAUUUGUCCGAUUUGCCGAGCUGAGUUUACCGGUGACAAAAUUCUCAAGCUCUACAGCUAA
Messenger RNA from Oikopleura dioica, 327 nucleotides. Lineage: Eukaryota; Metazoa; Chordata; Appendicularia; Copelata; Oikopleuridae. The record is from the annotation of a GenBank genome assembly.